AUGGACUUAGAUUUUGAAAAACAUAGCAAAAGAAGAAAAACCAAGGUUGAAGAUGAUCCACAAACAACUGGAAUGGAACUUCUGCCACGGGAGAUUGCUCACGAUAUACUUUCAAGAUUACCCAUCACUUCUUUGAUGCAAUUCAAGUGUGUAUGCCGACCUUGGCGUGCCUUGGUGCAGGACCCUCAGCUUGUGAAUCUCUACCUCUGUUGCUCAACUCAGGAUACUGAUCAUCCUUGCCUAAUCCUUCACUGCGACGUUCCCAUCAGAAACAAUCUCUACUUUGUGGAUUUUGCUGCUCCCGAGGAAGAAAAGGAGAAGGUGAAAAGAAUUCCAGCACCUUUUUCUUCUAUGAUGCCAGAGUUCGAAGUGGUAGGCUCAUGUAAUGGUUUACUAUGCCUAUCCGACUCAUUAUACAAUGAUUCUCUUUAUAUCUACAAUCCUUUCACUGGCAGCUAUACGGAGCUGCCAAAAUCCUUGCAGUAUCCGGAUCAAGAAGUGGUGUUUGGGUUUGGUUUCAGUCCCAAGACUCAAGAAUACAAGGUGAUUAGGAUUGUGUAUUACAGGAAUGGGCAUGGGGGCUACCCUAGGUCACGUAGAAUCAUUUAUCCUCUAUCAGAAGUUCAAAUUUUAACAGUAGGCUGCCAUGUAUGGCGAAGUCUAGGCAAAGUGUCAUACCGGCUUGUUCGCCGGACGUCGGAGGCCCUGGUUAAUGGAAGGCUUCAUUGGGUUAGCCGACCGUGUAGAAAUAAGCCUGCCCGCAGGCUGGUUUCAUUCGACUUGACAGAUGAGCAAUUCCGAGAAGUGCCCAAACCGGACUGCGGUGGCCUAAAUAGGCGCAACUAUCAUCUAGUGGUUCUGAGUGGUUGCCUCUCUGCUGCUGUUUAUUGCAAUUAUGGAAGAUUGGAGAUUUGGGUCAUGAAGGAGUACGAUGUGAAGGAGUCUUGGGUUAAAAAAUACAACAUUGGGACUUACAUGCCAAAGGGUUUGAAAAAAAAUCUGGACCGACCUCUAAAGUUAUGGAAGAAUGCAUCUAAUGGAAGGGUUGUUAGAGCUCUGUGCGUCUGGAAGAAUGAUGAAGUUCUGCUGGAGUAUAAGAACAGAGUUCUGGUUUCUUAUGACCCGAAGACUGGGCAAUUUAAGGACAUUGAGUUACAAGGGAAACCAAAUUGGUUUCAAACAGUAGUUCAUGUGGGCAGCCUGAAUGGGAUUGAUACUCCCACUGACGCAUACAACCAAGGAUUGGGCACUUCACCAUAUGGUAAGUUGAUCACUCCUUGCACUGAAACAAAAUCAUGUUUCUGUGUUAGUUGUUUGAAUUCUCAUUAG
Molecule: messenger RNA, 1329 nt
Organism: Dovyalis caffra
Lineage: Eukaryota; Viridiplantae; Streptophyta; Magnoliopsida; Malpighiales; Salicaceae
Source: the annotation of a GenBank genome assembly